AUCAGAAUGAAAGGUAAAAGCCUCCCAGAGUUAUUAAUGCUUAAAGUGACAGUGGUCAGAUGUUCAAAAAAUGUCCGGGUCCUUAAGGUAUAUUUGGGCUGGGUCCUUAAGGGGUUAAUAUUGAUAUUAAAAUCUGUGUUAUUCUCUGCAGAUUCUUGUACCAGGAGAUCAGAGGAGAAUCUUAUAUCUUCAGAUUAUAAAGCAGAUGAUGAUAUCACACAAGAUACAUAUGAAGAACAUUCCAUUAUCCCAGAUACACCCUCAGCCCUUCACAGCCAAGAUCUCUCAUCUCAUCCUUAUAUACAGGUCCUGUCUUCUCAGUCAUCACAGGAUGUUCAGCAAAAUAAAAGCCACAGAAGGGGUGUUGGACAUCAAAGAGAUUGUGCAAGGAAGAUGCAAUAUUCAUUUUCAGAAUGUGGGAAAUGUUAUCUUACAAAAUCAUAUCUUGUUGUACAUCAAAGAACUCCCAUAGGAGAGAAGCAAUUUUCAUGCUCAGACUGUGGGAAACUUUUUACUAAGAAAUCACUUCUUGUUCAACAUCAAAGAGCUCACACUAGAGAGAAGCCAUUUUCAUCUUCAGAAUUUGGAAAAUGUUUUAAUGAUCAAUCAAAUCUUCUUAAACAUCAGAAAACUCACACAGGAGAGAAUGUAUUUUCAUGCUCAGAAUGUGGGAAACUUUUUACUCAGAAAUCACAUCUUGUUCAACAUCAAAGAACUCACACAGGGGAGAAGCCAUAUUCAUGUUCAGAAUGUGGGAAAUGUUUUUUUCAAAUACCCCAUCUUGUUAAACACCAAAGAACUCACACAGGGGAGAAGCCAUUUUCAUGUGCAGAGUGUGGGAAAUGUUUUACUCAGCAAUCAAAUUUUGUUAAACAUCAAAGAACUCACACAGGGGAGAAGCCAUUUUCAUGCUCUGAAUGUGGGAAAUGUUUUACUCAGAAAUCACAUCUUGUUAAGCACCAAAGAACUCACACAGGGGACAAGCCAUAUUCAUGUUCAGAGCGUGAGAAAUGUUUUAUUGAGCAAUCAAGUUUUGUUCAACAUGAACAAACUCACAAAAGAGAGAAGUUAUUUUCAUGUGUAGAAUGUGGGAAAUGUUUUACCCGGAAAUAUAUUCUUGUUAAACAUGAACGAAUUCACACAGGAGAGAAGCCAUUUUCAUGUGUAGAAUGUGAGAAAUGUUUUACUCAAAAAACACAUCUUGUUAAACAUCUAAGAACUCACACAGGGGAAAAAACAUUUUCAUGUUCAGAAUGUGGAAAAUAUUUUACUGAGAAAUCAAAUCUUGUUCAGCAUCAAAGAACUCACACAGGGGAGAAGCCAUUUACAUGUGCAGAGUGUGGGAAAUGUUUUAGUAGCCAUUCAUAUCUUGUUAAACACCAAAGAACUCACACAGGGGAGAAGCCAUUUUCAUGUUCAGAAUGUGGGAUAUGUUUUACUCAGCAAUCAAGUCUUAUUAAUCAUGAACGAAUUCACACAGGAGAGAAGCCAUUUUCAUGUGUGGAAUGUAAGAAAUGUUUUACUCAGAAAACAAAUCUUGUUAAACAUCUAAGAACUCACAGAGGGGAGAAGCCAUUUACAUGUGCAGAGUGUGGGAAAUGUUUUAGUAGCCAUUCAUAUCUUGUUAAACACCAAAGAACUCACACAGGGGAGAAGCCAUUUUCAUGCUCAGAAUGUGGGAAAUGUUUUACUAUGAAAUCAAAUUUUCUUAAACAUCAGAAAACUCACACAGGGGAGAAGCCAUAUUCAUGCUCCUAAUGUAGGAAAUGUUUUACUCAGAAAUCAACACUUAUAAGACUACUAAGAAUUCACACAGGAGAGAAGACAAUUCAGACCAAUAAAUGAUGCAGAUAACACAUCUAUAUAUUAACCAUGUACAUAGGAUAUCUGACAUGUAUACAUAGAUCAUAUACUGCAUCUCCAAACUUGUUCCCAAUUGUUAAUAAAGUUUUCUUU
Messenger RNA from Hyla sarda, 1956 nucleotides. Its product is annotated as gastrula zinc finger protein XlCGF26.1-like. Lineage: Eukaryota; Metazoa; Chordata; Amphibia; Anura; Hylidae. The coding region runs from base 7 to 1758 and encodes 583 amino acids. The record is from RefSeq and is a predicted model, not a curated record. The transcript has a single exon.